AUGCUUCCAGACCCUGUGUUUGCCAAUGUAGCCCUAGUUACUCCUGAAAAGGAACUCCAACAACAAAUUGAGGCAGCACUGGAUCAGGAUGAGUCCCUGGAAGAAAUCCUACAAUUCCUGCAAAAUGAGUCUAAGGCACCACCCUCUAUCAAACGCGCGUUCAAGGACUACGAGAUGGAAGCAGGCUUGCUAUUCUACCAAGGACGCAUUGUGGUACCAGACAUUGGAACAUUAAGGACAGACCUGCUCUGCAUAUUCCACAACAGCCCUUUAGCCAGUCACCCAGGUAGACAGCAAACACUGGAACUUGUUUCAAGGAAUUACUACUGGCCCGGAAUAUGCGCAGACACUUACUGGCACAUAGACUCCUGUGAAACUUGCCAACGCAUUUGCAAACCCAAGUAUGCUUCCAUCCCCCCCCAGCCACUGGAACUACCAACAAGACCCUGGCAACACAUCUCCUACAACAUGAUUGUAGACUUGCCAAAGGAUGGAGGGAACAACUCAAUCUUGGUCAUUGUGGACAGUUUCAGCAAGUACAUCAUACUGGUGGAAUGCUCCAAAAAGCUCAAGGCUCCUGAGCUAGCAGAUUUGUUCUUACGUCACGUAUGGAAACGCUACGGUAUGCCUGAAAAAACAGUAUCAGAUUGUGGAAGGGUCUUCAACAACAAAUUCCUCAAGGCGCUGUACCAGCAAUUGGGAAUAGACCCCCAUUACUCCUUGGCUUACCACCCCCAGAGCAAUGGCCAAACGGAGCGGGUAAACCCCACAGUUGAGCACUUCCUAAGGGCUUACUCAGGAAUCAAUCAGAAAGACUGGGUCAAAUGGUUACCUAUGGCGGAAUUUGCCUACAACAAUGCAGUACACAGUAGCACCGGCAAAUCCCUGUUUAAAGCACUAUACAGGUGGGAACCAUCACUUACCCCAAGCAAUGUUCCAACCAACGUCCCUGAGGCAGACAAAAUGGCCACCCAAAUGGAAGCUUGA
This is a messenger RNA of Rhizoctonia solani, 987 nucleotides long. Its product is annotated as Retrotransposable element Tf2 protein. Bases 1 to 987 code for a protein of 328 amino acids. The record is from RefSeq and is a predicted model, not a curated record. Gene Ontology annotation, biological process: DNA integration. Gene Ontology annotation, molecular function: nucleic acid binding. The transcript has a single exon. Lineage: Eukaryota; Fungi; Basidiomycota; Agaricomycetes; Cantharellales; Ceratobasidiaceae.